Molecule: messenger RNA, 657 nt
Organism: Dermatophagoides pteronyssinus (European house dust mite)
Lineage: Eukaryota; Metazoa; Arthropoda; Arachnida; Sarcoptiformes; Pyroglyphidae
Gene: faf
Product: ubiquitin carboxyl-terminal hydrolase-like faf
Biological process (GO): cell migration; protein deubiquitination
Cellular component (GO): nucleus; cytosol
Molecular function (GO): cysteine-type deubiquitinase activity
Source: RefSeq, a predicted model, not a curated record
UAAAAUCUUUUUAAAGAAAAAUUUUUUAUAAUUUUUUUUUUGUAAAUCUUUUUUGCAACCAAAAAAACUACAACGAUAACAAUCUGUGUUAUAAUCUCCCCAUUCAAAACAAAAGGUGAUAAUCGAUUUUCUGUUUCCAUCGCAAAAAUCAUUCGUCUUUGACGAAAACGAAAACCAAAACAAAAAUAAUUUUGAUUUCGAUUUUUUUUGAACUUGAAACAACCACCAAUCGAACCCCAGAUGCAAAUAAUAAAACCGGAUUCAGAUAAUAAUAAUAUCGAUGAUAAUAAUCGAUUAUCGGAAAAUAAUGAUUCAACCAUCAUCACCACCACCAUCACCACCAGUAAUCAAUCAACAGCUGAAAAUAAAGAUUCGAAUUCGAAUCAUGAUGAAACAACAAUGCAAUUUGAAACCGAACAACAACAAUGUGAAUUUAGAACCCAAAUUGAUAAUAAUAAGUCAAUUUCGGCGGCAGCAAUUGCUCAACGUAAAAUUGUAAUGAGUGAAAAUUCUAGUCAAGAACAGCAACAAUCGAUAAAACUGACAACAAAAACAACACAGCCAACAACAAUAAACGAAGAUAAUUCAAAAAUUAUCCUAAAAUUUGAUGAUCUAUGUAAAAAUGUUGAUGAAAUUAAUGAAAUUUUUCCUGGAUAG